AUGCAAGCACACACGCCGGUGGUGCUGGAUGAUGAUUGUGAGAAGAUGCAGCGGGAGCAACCCCUAUCUUCCCCAGCGGAAGGUCGACAAGGAGGACAUCUCAUGGAAGAGUUGCCUGCACAGUCCACAUCACAGCCUCCACCGGGAUCAGAGGCAAAGCUACUGCGGGAGCCAUCCACCUGCCCAGUAAUGGAGCAGCAAGCCAUCCAGCUGCUGCCACUACUGCUGCCCGCAGGUGACGUGGCACUUGUACAAGUAUCAUCAGCUGCUGGAGGGGUAGACGGUGCACGCAUGCUGUCAUCAUCAUCAUCAUCUUCAGCAGCAGCAGCAGCCCCUUCAGCGGAAAAAGAUACCAGGAUGCCGUCGCGGGGCUGUUCAUUGCUGCGGCCACAACGGGCAGAAGGGGUCAGUGGCAGCGGGGAAAUAGUUGAAGUGGUGCCGUUGCCACCGCAGCUGUCGACACACUUGGUGCGAAAGGAAUCCACCUCUAGCAGUAUGGCCGACCAGCAGCAGCAGCAGCAGCAGCAGCAGGCACCAACUUUAUCACAACAAUUGCCGUCGGACGGGACGUCGACUGAUAACGGGCAAGCACCAACAUUUCCAUGGCCACCAGCAGAACAAGAAGGAACAGUGUCGGCGGCACUGUCGACAGCAGCCAAGGUCGAGGUAUCUGUGCCGACAACGGAGCGAGGCGCAUCAACAUCAUCAUCAUCAACAUCCUCACAGCGACCUUCAGCUGCUGAGGUCGCCGUGCAAGAGCAGGUGUCGUGGACUGAUGACGAGCAAGUGGAGCAACAGCCGCAGGCCAUGUCUUCGACACUCUCAUUAGAAGUUCGGAUGCUCGAACCCACCACGGUAAUUGAGGAGCAGCUCACACCGUUAUUCAAACCACCUGAUGCUGGACUAGAAGAUCUUUCCCUUCCAGUGGCAGAGGAACCACCGAUAAUGCCGCCGACACUGUCACUAGAGGUCAGGAUGUGCGAGGCCCCAUCAUCAACACCACCAGCAGAGCAACAGCCGGCAGUACUCAGCAGUAAGCAUUCAACAUCGGCAGCAGUGCCAUCAUCUUCCCAGCAGGCCAGCGGCACGCAGAAGCCAUCAUCACCAUUGACGACGACCGCGGUUGAUCACGAGCAACAGCUAAUGCCGUCGGCACUGUCCCUUGAGGUCAAGUUGUUGGAGACUUCCAUGCCACAGGCAUGGGAGCAACAGCUUUCGCAACCAAUGCUGCCACGUGACGAUGUUGGCGAGCUACCGGAGCGCCCACUGCUAGUAGCGGAUGAAGAGCUCAUACCAUCAAUGCUAUCCAUGGAGGUCAAGCUGCUGGAUCCUUCAGUGCCUGAAUCGGCAGGGGACCAACACCAUCUGCCAUUACCCUCGACGCUUUCCCUGGAGGUUAAGCUCCUGGAGACUUUCACAGCGCCAGCAACAACAGGAGGGCAGGAGCAACUUCACAUGCCAAUAACAGCCGUUCCUGGAGGCCCGGCGACCGGUCGCCGCUGGCGACACAUCCUGACACAAGUCUGCGUGUCUGCCCUGUGCAUCACCAUCCUGCCGCGGGUGAUUCCGGCUGUGCUCAAGGCAUGUGGCCAGAAUGCGGUGUGCUAUCAUUCGACCACCUGA
Molecule: messenger RNA, 1623 nt
Organism: Volvox carteri f. nagariensis
Lineage: Eukaryota; Viridiplantae; Chlorophyta; Chlorophyceae; Chlamydomonadales; Volvocaceae
Exons: 4
Coding region: 1-1623 (540 amino acids)
Source: RefSeq, a predicted model, not a curated record